UCAGCACCCCUACAAUAAGUCUCACUUGGCCACUACCGACUCCAAACACACUGGCGUGGGGUCGAUUGUGGCUUUGUGAAUGCUGUGGACUAGCGGAUAGGCAAGCUAAAAGCAAUUACUGGCACCAUGGGAAAGAAAGACGAUUCAAAGCCGAGGGGACGUAUGUCUUCAUACGCCUUCUUUGUUCAAACCUGCCGUGAAGAGCACAAGAAAAAGCACCCGAAUGACACUGUGGUCUUCACAGAAUUCACCAAAAAGUGUGCUGAAAAGUGGAAGGAAAUGACUCCUAAAGAGAAGAAGAGGUUCGAAGACAUGGCUGAAAGGGACAAAGCUCGCUACGAGAGAGAAAUGUCAUCCUAUGUGCCUGCUGGAGGACAGUCAAAGAAGAGAAAAAGAACAAAGGAUCCCAAUGCUCCUAAGAGAGCUUUGUCUGCAUUUUUCUUCUUCUGUGCUGAAGAGAGACCUGCUGUGCGGGCAGCACAUCCUGGUAUAGGUGUUGCAGAUGUGGCUAAGGAACUUGGCAAGAAAUGGGAGGUGUGCCCCAACAAGCCCAAGUUUGAGGAACUGGCUAUUGCAGAUAAAGCCAGAUAUGAAAGGGAGAUGCAAGUAUAUCGUGGAGGUGGUGGGGCUAGUGCACUUCCUAGAGCGUCACCCAAGAAGGCAAAGACAGAGGAUGAUGAUGAGGAUGAUGACGAUGAUGACGACGAUGAUGAUGAGUAAAUGUGUGCCAUGUCAUUGAUGUACAUUUUAUUCUUACUCCUUGCCCACGUUGGUUAUCACUUUAAUGCAUCCCAUUUUUACAUAAUUUUUGUAUAUAGUGUCACAUUUGUUUUACUUACUCUUUGUUGACUUUUCUCAUCGAUAUUGCUCAUCUCUGUCGAAGUGGCCUGUCACUACUGUUCUCCACCAUGAUAUUCCACUGUCAGUGUGGAAAACUUGCUUUUCUAGUUAUCAAGGAAAUAUUAAUAGAAGUCUGUUAAGGGAAAAAGGUUAUACCCUGGUUGCAAAAGAAUGCAGGUGUUUGGGAGUUUUAUUUUCCUUGAUUUACUACAAUUUGUAGAAUCGGUUUUUACUUUAUGUAAAGUUGCGCAUAAUCUGUGCAUUAAAAAAGUCACCGACCAGGCAUGAGUACUGGCGUUGUUUUCUAUUGUUGCAGUAAGAGAAGCCUAGUUUUGUUAUUUGCUUUCUUUCGCUCGUUAGAAAAUUUUGUGAAUGUAGAAAGAGCACAAAAAGAAACCUACUUGUUCACGUUUAAAAAAAAUUUUUUUGGUGGUUGUCUAUUUCCAGUUGGUCAUGAUGUCUGAUAGUUGUUAACUUUCGCCCUGGCAGCAUUUAUAGCACUUUCUUUCACUUUUAUAUCAAGCAGAUUUAUAGGUGUGAAAUGGGCAAUUAUUGGACUCUGCUGAGAGAGUGGUCUGUCAAAAAAUGGUUCUGAACUGAAAGUUAUGGUUUACUUUUUUUUUGUUUCUAGCAAUUUUUGACUUGGUUAUUCUUCUGUUCAAAACUUCUAAAGCUCUCCCAGUUUUUGUGAUUUUGGUCAAACUGAAAAAAAAGUUCUUUUUUCCCUCUUUAGUGUGUGGCUUACUUAUAUCAGUUUUUUUCUUCCAUUUGAAAUUUAGCCCUUACAGCAAUUAUAUUCCAUUAUUCAUAAAGUUUCAUCUUCAAAUUUUGAUUUUUGCAAUGCAUAAAUGGUGAUUUUUAUGUAAUGAUUGUCCCUUUGACUUCAAUGAACCAAAUGAGGCUUUUGAGGUUAGUUUGCCACAGUGCCGGUUUAGUACUCGGGGUUUUGUUUGCUAACUUGUUCACUUUGUUGGACAGUUUUACACACGUUAAGUUUUUCAACUUAUAGUCACAGGGAAGUGCAAUGCGACCGACAGCUUUCUUGGUAUUGUGGCCAAUUUUUUGCAACCUGAGCCUUAUUUGGUCCAUUUUUGCGCAUAAAUAUUUGGGCAUCAGUCGUGGGGGAGGGGGUUGAACUUAUUUUCAAGUAUAUGUGUGUGUUGCUAGAGGUUGAAUAUGGAAGAUUGCUUUGCUUGCAGGUGUGUGAAAGGUUUUGAUAUGGCAUCUCUCAAUUAAAUGUAUAUGUAGACUUUAGAUGUUGUGAUGUUACUGACAAAUGUUGAUCAAGGUAAAAAUGCUGCACACUGUAAGCUCAGUGCCCAACAGUGAUACAUUGUUAUUGAUUUUUAGUUGUUUGACAUUGUUGAUGGUAGUAGCCAUUUUAAAAAAUUCAUUUAAUCAUUGUUUCGCCAGGAACCUUCUUUUAGGGGUUAGUUUGGAGAAGGAGUGGGGGGGAAGGGGAGGGGAACACUGAAUUGUCAUUUACUACCGUAUUUUUAUUCUUCCCCUCCUUAGAACACAUUGUCCUAUUUCAAGUGGCGCAGAAUUUUCAACUGCUGUCCCGUUCUCAAGUUAACAAUGAGUGAUGGGGGGAAAAAAAGGUGAAAAUCACACCUUGUGUUUUUUGACAUGUCCCUUUUUGAAUUUCCGUCAGUCAUUGAUACAGUGAUGUAAGUGGUAGUUUUGAUGGCACGGGGCAGUAUGAUCUCAGUAUGUGUAGAGCUGCUCUUUUCCUUUUCCAAAUAUGGUUUGUGAGACUCCAACAAAGACCUUGAAAUUCAUGUGAACUUGUAUCUUGUGAAAAAUUAAGGGAUUUUGAAACUGUAAUUUCCCGUCAUGAUCAAUUUUGAUUUUGAUAUUUUUUCUGUUGCGGCUUUGCAUUCAGACAUGUUUGUAUCAUGUGGAAAUCCUCAGUUCAUCAACAUCACAUUCUGUAUGCCAACUUUAUUUUGAACAUUGAAAUGUACAUGACCAAAAUUGUUCUUGGAAAUAAAAAAGUUUUAAAUUUU
Messenger RNA from Aplysia californica (California sea hare), 2849 nucleotides. RefSeq names its product high mobility group protein B1. Gene Ontology annotation, biological process: regulation of transcription by RNA polymerase II. Lineage: Eukaryota; Metazoa; Mollusca; Gastropoda; Aplysiida; Aplysiidae. The transcript has 5 exons. The record is from RefSeq and is a predicted model, not a curated record. Gene Ontology annotation, molecular function: DNA binding, bending. The coding region runs from base 127 to 720 and encodes 197 amino acids.